AUGGAUGGAUUCUGCCUUCUUUAUCUGCUCAUGAUUCUCCUGAUGAGAUCUGGUGAUGUUGAAACCAAUCCUGGACCAGACAGGAUUGGGAUUGAGAAGGAAUUCUUGAAGCUUUCCAAGCUGAUUGGACCUAGCUACUACAAAGAGGUUGGCAUUAACCUUGACAUCUCCAUCGCAGAGCUUGGUCAAAUCAAGGAUCAUAGCCCAUGUACCAGUGAUGCAUUGAUGACAGUGUUCACGAGAUGGAGAGGCAAACAGCCUCCAGGCACAGACAUCAGGACUCUUCUUGCAGAGGGAUUAGAAAGAAGUGACUUAGGGUCCCUCUCUGGCGAACUACUCGCUGGCAGUCUGGUCCCGAAGCGGACAGGUGCAACUGUUACAAUGCCCGGAUCACAGACCCAUCCACUUUCUCCUGACCUGAUCAAGAGGUGUGCAGAUGAUUUCAAAUUUAAGUACCGGACAACUCUCUGUAAGAUCAGAGCUGAUCCUCUCAACCCUGAUUCCAUUGUACAAUUAAAAGACAUGUUCACAGACCUUGUACUGGAAGAGGAAUAUCGACAACGCAAGCGACCACUUGAGUACAGAGAUCUCUUUGAUCUUAAAGUCAAUGGAGAGUUCCCCAAGCGGAUCAUGAUUCAGGGUGAGGCUGGGGCUGGAAAGACAACAUUCUGUGCGAAGAUUGCCUGGGACUGGAUAAAUGACAGUCCUAUUCUCCCAAAGUUUGUGUGGGUACUUGUUAUCCCUUUUCGUGAAGCCAAGCAAUACACGAUCGGUGAGAUUGCCAAGUCGUAUCUCUCCAAGGACAACCCAGCAACAGCCUGCCAGAUCACUGAGUACAUCCGCUCAAAUCCUAAAGAUGUAUUCAUUGCGUUUGAUGGAUUAGAUGAGUUUGGUGACAAGGCUGUAGGGCAAAAGAAAGCUGGUUCAAAAUCAGAAUGUCUCCAGCCACAGUCCGCUGAUCAAACCAAGGCAAGAGGAAGUUCUUCAGAGAGAGGUGACAUUGCACUUGGAGACAUUCUAAGUUCAGAUGAAAUUGCUACUUGCCCGGUGUUGGUGACAAGCCGCCCAUGGAAGGUUACAGAGAUUCGAUGGGAUGAUAGUCUGAGGAAACUUUACACUUUCAUUUAUGUGGAAGGUUUUAGCAAGGAGAAUGUGAAGAAUUACAUUCACAAGUACUUUCAAGAUGAUGGGGCCACAGCAGAUCAGCUAAUCCAAUUAACCGAAGACAAUGACAUCAUAUCUGAGAAUAUGGCCCCGUAUCCUCUUUACAUAGCUAUGCUCUGCCUUAUGUGGAGUAAACGUGAUGACGAAAAACAAGAAAAGUUUAAGUCAUUAGAAACUUUUUCUCAAAUAUUUGAUGAAAUGUUUGAAUUCUUGAAGGUGCAUUAUACUCAGAAAAAGAUCACAGAUUUAGACAGCCCAUCUUUCCAAACCUAUCGCGCUCAAAUUGAGAAGCUCAUGGAACCAGUUGCCAAAAUUGCUUUCAUCGGGCUACAAGACAACACCCUUACUUUCAAAGAAGGUGAUUUCGAACAGUGCUCAGACUCCAUUGAAACAGCUUGCGGAGUAGGAGUGCUGUCUCGCGAGAAAAAAUUGUCACCUAUAAAUGAUAAGAGCAGUCCGUUCCUGCAGUCUACUAUCUACUUUCCACACAAGCUUUUUCAGGAGUACAUGGCUGGGGUCCAUCUUGCUUCCCUGUAUGAAUCAGAUCACAAUGAAUUCAACAGGCUGAUAGAGCAAGUAGUGCUGCCUAGGCAGGAAGAGUUUAGGCAUCUACUGUACUUCACUGUAUCCCGUAACAAAACCAUUGCAAACCAUGUCAUGAAAUGCAUGGUACGGGGUAACACCUCAAACCCAAAGGAGAUGGAUUUCUUGGUUGAUGUAUCCUUUGAGAGUCAGAACCUAGAUACCGUAUCCUUGGUGAGGGGUGGAAUGUCAUCUCUGACAAUAAAGCCAUUUGUGACGGCACACACCAUAGCAGGUUAUAUAUUCACUGGACUACUAGAUGUGGUCCAAACUGUCAUGCUUGCGGAUGUUAGGUGUCCAGCAUCAGCCUCUUCACAUCACCUUGUAGAAGCUGUGUGUUCCAUGCCAAACCUGACUGAACUGACACUAUGGGGAAAGGAUUUCCGGGAAGAGUUCUAUUCUACGCUGAAUGCAAAGGCAUCAACCUUACAGGUCCAAACUGUCAUGCUUGUGAGUGUUAGGUGUCCAGCAUCAGCCUCUUCAAAUCACCUUGUAAAAGCUGUGUGUUCCAUGCCAAACCUGACUGAACUGAGACUAAUUGGAAAUGAUUUCCAUGAGGAUUUCUAUUCUACACUGAAUGCAAAGGCGUCAACCUUACAGGUCAAAACUGUCAGGCUUGUGUGUGUUAGGUGUCCAGCAUCAGCCUCUUCACAUCACCUUGUAGAAGCUGUGUGUUCCAUGCCAAACCUGACUCAACUGACACUAAGUGGAAAGGAUUUUCGGGAAGAGUUCUAUUCUACGCUGAAUGCAAAGGCAUCAACAUUACGGGUCCAAACUGUCAGGCUUGCGAAUGUUAGGUGUCCAACAUCAACCUCUUCACAUCACCUUGUAGAAGCUGUGUGUUCCAUGCCAAACCUGACUGAACUGACACUAUGGGGAAAGGAUUUUCGGGAAGAGUUCUAUUCUACACUGCAUGCAAAGGCAUCAACCUUACAGGUAUGUGAAGCCAAGUACCCAGAAGCAGCUGCAAUCCUGAAAAGAAACAUCGACAUGGAUGACAUCUGCGAUUCAGUAGAGACUGAAGAUACAGCAAAGAAACGUAUCACAGAGGUAGAUGAACUGUUAGAGGCAGGAGGGUUCAAGGUUAAAGGUUGGCAAUCAAACAAGCCACUUGAUGGAGGCAACAAGUAG
Strongylocentrotus purpuratus (purple sea urchin) is the source of this 2877-nucleotide messenger RNA. RefSeq names its product NACHT, LRR and PYD domains-containing protein 12-like. The record is from RefSeq and is a predicted model, not a curated record. The transcript is spliced from 8 exons. The coding region runs from base 1 to 2877 and encodes 958 amino acids. NCBI's taxonomy places the organism in Eukaryota, Metazoa, Echinodermata, Echinoidea, Camarodonta, Strongylocentrotidae.